CAUCUAUCCACAUAUCUCUUCCGCUUUCUCCAGGCCAUCCGUUGCCUGACAGUAAUUAUUGACUGUUAUGUCUGAGUAAGCACUAGCCAUAGCAGCUUCCUGUUUGGGAAGUGGCGCAGACAGCCAGAUGAGGCUGAGCGGGAAUCGGAGGUUGUUUUUUCCCUUUUGGGUUCCUUUUCAGUCCUGGAAAGACGCCGUUUAUUCCUGCUUCUCUCGCUGCUUACGAUGGAGAUCGCCAUGCGGGCCAUCAGCACUAGAUAUGCAGGGCUCUGUGGGGGUGAAGGGUCCUUGCAUAUAAAAACCUCUUUCUCUUUCGUCUUUGCCUAUUUUAUUCCGAGAACCAGACUCACACAAACUCUGCGCCAUGGCCUUCCUUUACGCUCUCCUCCUGGCAGCCCCUUGUCUAGCCAGCGUCGUGCUGGAACAGGUGGCGACGGUCCCUGCAGACUGGAAACUGGUUAAGCAGGCCGAUCCUAGCGAUAACAUCUCCCUCUCCGUGGCGCUGAGCCGGCAGAACCUCGACCUGCUGGAGUCGACUCUGCUGGCGGUCUCGACGCCCGGAAGUGACAGCUACGGUCAAUUCCUGGACGUGGACGAGGUGGAAACCCGUUUCCCGCUCGCCAAUGAUACUGCUGUCGUCUCGUGGCUGAAGGAGGCGGGCGUCACACAGAUCUCGCGGCAGGGAGGGCUCGUCAACUUUGCGACCAGCGUCGAGACAGCCAAUUCCCUGCUCAACACUACCUUUGCUGUCUACGCCAAGGGAGGCUCCCGCAAGACGCGUACGACGCAGUAUUCCGUGCCCGAGGAUCUCGUGGGAGAUAUUGAACUGAUCGCUCCGACGGUCUUCUUCGGCAGGCCGAUUGCCGACCGGUCAGUGGACUUUCAAGCUGCUGAUACCAGUGUCGCUGCGAAGAGGACCACGGAUGUCUGCGAGAAAAUCACCCCAGACUGUCUAAAGGAACAAUACAACAUCAGCGACUAUACACCGCUUGCCUCGUCAGGUAGUCGGAUUGGCUUUGGCAGCUUCCUGAACGAGUCGGCUCUCUAUUCAGAUCUUGACCUAUUCACGGAGCACUUUGGCAUUCCUGAGCAGAACUUCACCGUCGAGACGAUCAAUGGCGGGGUGAACAAUCAGACGGUUGAUCCGGAGGGGGAAGCCGACCUGGACGUGCAGAGCAUCGUUGGCAUCUCGCAUCCUUUACCUGUGACCGAAUUCAUCACUGGAGGAUCUCCUCCGUAUAUCCCUGACGCUGCGACGACGACCGAUGAGAACGAGCCAUACCUGCCCUAUUACGAGUAUCUGAUGUCCAAGAGCAAUGCCGACCUGCCGUUGGUGAUCAGCAACUCCUACGGCGAUGAUGAGCAGACCGUUCCUUUCGCCUACGCAACUCGAGUCUGUAACCUGAUCGGCCUGAUGGGCAUAAGAGGCAUUUCCAUCCUGGAGUCAUCCGGCGAUGCCGGUCUCGGGGAGUAUUGUUUUUCCAACGACGGAACCAACAGUUCAACAUUCAUCCCUACCUUCCCCGCGUCAUGCCCUUAUAUCACUGUCGUGGGAGGCACGCAGGAUAUCCCCGAGGAGGCGUGGGUGGAUGGCGCGGGCGGCUUCAGCAAUUAUUUCCCGCGCCCCGUAUACCAAAACGAGCAAGUCGAGAGGUACUUGAACAACUAUCUUUCCUCUGCCGUGAAGGAGUAUUAUACUCCGUAUACGAACUUCCUGGGGCGGGCGUUCCCGGAUGUUUCUGCCUUUGCAGGCUCUCCUUACUACCAAAUCUACACCAACGGCGUGCUGGGUUCUGUGGCCGGCACAUCUGGCGCCUGCCCCGUGUUUGCAGCCGUGGUCGCUCUGCUCAACGACGCGAGACUGCGAGCGGGCAAGCCUCAGCUUGGCUUUCUGAACCCCUGGCUCUACAGCGCUGGAUACGAGGCCCUUAACGAUAUCACACUGGGCGGAUCGGAGGGCUGUAAGGGCAACACCAUUCCCUGGGCGUCGUGGAAUGCGACGGCGGGCUGGGAUCCGGCGACGGGGCUUGGGACGCCGAAUUUCGAAAAGAUGAAGGCGGCUGUUCUGAAUGUUGUAUAGCUUAUAGUUGUACUAUAGCUAAUUAUAGGGUGUUGGGGUGGGGAAGGGUCCCUACGCCAGAUAAUCAUAUUUACUUAAUAUAUACACUGAAUCUUGCUG
Molecule: messenger RNA, 2179 nt
Organism: Penicilliopsis zonata CBS 506.65
Lineage: Eukaryota; Fungi; Ascomycota; Eurotiomycetes; Eurotiales; Aspergillaceae
Exons: 5
Coding region: 365-2080 (571 amino acids)
Biological process (GO): proteolysis
Molecular function (GO): tripeptidyl-peptidase activity; serine-type endopeptidase activity
Source: RefSeq, a predicted model, not a curated record